This is a messenger RNA of Phaedon cochleariae (mustard beetle), 2130 nucleotides long. NCBI's taxonomy places the organism in Eukaryota, Metazoa, Arthropoda, Insecta, Coleoptera, Chrysomelidae. The record is from the annotation of a GenBank genome assembly.
AUGGGAACUUGUAGUGAGUACAUAAAAAGAAUUUUUCCUACCAUAGACGAUGAUCUCAAGCAGUACGUUGAAGGUGUACUGGCCAAUGGUGCUGAUGACUUCGAAGAUAUUGAAGAAGUCUAUGAAGCAGUUGGAGAAGUCUUACAGGAAGUAUCAGCUGAUAAAACCGAGGAAGAUAUACGGCUGAUAUGUGGGAAAUUGUUGGAAAUAAUGAAACCUAAUAAAACUAGAACUAAUAAUGGGCCCAUAAAGAUCUUGAAUGCACCUGUACAUUUAGGUUCCAUAGUUGACAACAGUGAUAAUACUAUUGAAGAAAUCAAAAGUAUUUGGGUAGUACAAAGAGAUGACUCUCUAAAAGUGGAUUCCAGAAAAUUAGAAAAAGCUCAAGCCAAACUGCAAGAGAAACAAGAUAAGAGAACUAAAGAAGUUAAAUAUGUUGCUCCUCCAAAGUUGCAAACUGCUUCAGCAUCUCAAGUUACCAGCAAAAAAGAAAGCAAACUUGAAGCAAAAGGAAAUAAUAGAACUCAGGAUAUCAGGAUAGAGAAUUUUGAUGUUGCUUAUGGAGACAGAGUUCUUCUUCAAGGAGCAGAUAUGACUUUGGCAUGUGGUAGGAGGUAUGGAUUAGUAGGGAGAAAUGGUUUAGGCAAAAGUACCAUGUUGAGAAUGAUAUCUGGUGGCCAAUUGAGAAUACCAUCACACAUAUCUAUCCUUCAUGUUGAACAAGAAGUUGUAGGAGAUGAAACUUUAGCUUUAGAUAGUGUACUAGAAUGUGAUACAGUUAGAGAAGAACUAUUGAAAAAAGAAAAAGAAAUCAGUGCCUCCAUUAAUGCAGGAUCUGCAGAUCCUGAAUUGAACAGUCAACUCACGGAGGUAUAUACCCAGCUACAAAACAUCGAAUCAGAUAAAGCACCUGCAAAGGCAUCUAUUAUACUCUAUGGUUUAGGUUUUAGCCCUGAUAUGCAACAAAGAGCAACAAAAACCUUCUCUGGUGGUUGGAGGAUGAGACUAGCAUUAGCAAGAGCUCUAUUUUCAAGACCUGACCUUUUGUUACUUGAUGAACCUACCAACAUGUUGGAUAUCAAAGCAAUCAUAUGGUUGGAAAAUUAUUUACAAAAUUGGCCGACCACUCUUCUAGUAGUGUCUCACGACAGAAAUUUCUUGGAUGCAGUCCCUACUGACAUUUUACAUCUUCAUUCACAGAGAAUAGAGGCAUAUAGGGGAAACUAUGAACAGUUUGAGAGAACAAAAACGGAAAAACUGAAAAAUCAACAAAGAGAAUAUGAAGCACAAAUGCAACAGAGACAGCAUGUUCAAGAAUUUAUUGAUCGUUUCAGAUUCAAUGCUAAUAGAGCAGCAUUGGUUCAGUCUAAAAUAAAAAUGUUGGAGAAAUUACCUGAACUGAAACCCAUUAUUAAAGAAGUUGAAGUAGUAUUGAAAUUGCCUGACACAGAACCUUUGUCACCCCCUAUUCUACAACUCAAUGAGGUUAUGUUCAGGUACAAUGCUGAACGUGUGAUAUUUAGUAAUGUCAACCUUGGUGCUACUAUGGAAUCAAGAAUAUGUAUCGUUGGUGAUAAUGGUGCUGGUAAAACUACUUUAUUAAAAAUCAUCAUGGGUAUUUUAUAUCCAACUCUGGGUAUGAGGAAUGUUCAUAGGAAUUUGAAAUUUGGAUAUUUCAGUCAGCACCAUGUAGAUCAAUUAGAUAUGAAUGUGAAUUCAGUGGAAUUACUUCAACAGGAAUACCCUGGAAAGCCCACAGAAGAAUACCGACGGCAAUUGGGUAGUUUCGGUGUAUCAGGAGACUUGGCUCUACAGACGGUCUCCAGUCUGUCUGGAGGUCAAAAAUCGAGGGUGGCUUUUGCCAGAAUGUGCAUGGGUAGACCUAAUUUCUUAGUACUUGAUGAACCCACCAAUCACUUGGAUAUUGAAACAAUAGAAGCCUUAGGAAAAGCGAUACAAAAGUUUACAGGAGGUGUCAUUUUGGUUUCCCAUGACGAAAGGCUUAUAAGAAUGGUCUGCAAUGAGCUGUGGGUGUGUGGUAACGGGUCAGUAUCCAGCAUAGAGGGUGGUUUUGAUGAGUACAGAAAAAUCGUGGAACAGGAAUUAGAAGCGGCGGCAGCAGCAAAAUAA